Ananas comosus (pineapple) is the source of this 1204-nucleotide messenger RNA. Its product is annotated as trans-resveratrol di-O-methyltransferase-like. Gene Ontology annotation, molecular function: protein dimerization activity; S-adenosylmethionine-dependent methyltransferase activity; O-methyltransferase activity. The transcript has 3 exons. Lineage: Eukaryota; Viridiplantae; Streptophyta; Magnoliopsida; Poales; Bromeliaceae. The coding region runs from base 67 to 990 and encodes 307 amino acids. Gene Ontology annotation, biological process: methylation. The record is from RefSeq and is a predicted model, not a curated record.
CCCAUAAUCCACAAGCUAGAUAAAGUGCAAGUCCUUAUUGAUACGAGAUAUAUCUUUCGUACCAAUAUGGAAUACACGGUAGAAUCCAAGGAUUUGUUAGAAGCUCAAUCCCAUGUGUCGAACCACAUUUUUAACUUCAUAAAUUCUAUGUCCCUAAAAUGUGCCGUGGAGCUUGGCAUCCCCGACGCAGUGCACUCGAACGGCGGCAAGCCUGUCUCAUUCUGCGAGCUGGCGAACAAGCUGUCCAUUCCGUCGACCCGUAUUGAUGACCUGCGCCGCCUGAUGCGCCUCCUCGUGCACUCCGGCUUCUUCACUUCUCAAAAGAUUGAGAAGGGCGUAGGCGACGGUAAGAGGGACGUGGAACUCUUUCUCCCAACCAUCAACUCUUCCCUCCUUUUGAAGGAAAACGACAUUAGUGUUUCGCCGUUCGUGCUUGCCAUGCUCGACCGUAUAUUUGCAUUGCCAUGGCAUAGCCUUGGCGAGUGGUUUCGGCAGUCAAUGGUGCCGACCGCCUUUGAAAUAGCUCACGGAGAUCACUUGUGGGGAGUAACAAACAAAAAUGCAAGUUUCGGUGACUCCUUUAACGAGGGGAUGGCGAGCGACGCCAGUUUGGUGGGCAAACUGGUCGCCACAGCGCCUCGUGCUGCGGCGGCGGGAGCUUCUUGUCUGCAGAGGCGCCGCUGCGGGUUCACUUUAGAGUUCCACGUCCCUCUUACCGUCACCUACGCCCUUCUCAAUCUUUUGAGAAGUGAAGAAGCCGGAGUGCACGAGGAGACGCAUCAGGCGGCGCAGUGGAUCUUACACGAUUGGAGUGACGAGGACUGCGUGAAACACAACUUUUCUUCUAUAUACGUACUCAUGAUGGUUGUAACUUCAGGAAAACAGAGAAAUGAAAAGGAAUGGAACAAAUUGUUUACUGACGCAGGUUAUAAGGAGUAUAAGAUACUAAAUGCAUUAGGCUUACGGUCUGUUAUUGAGGUUUAUUAUUAAUCAUCAAAUUCUCCACUAUAAGAACUAGUACUAAUAAAAUGUACUUGAUGAGUCACUUUUAUUGGGUGACAACAUGUUAGCCGUUUGACUUGUUAGACUUGGUAUUCAAUUGAUAUCACAAUGAAAAUCCGACGCAUUAUAUGAAAUGUGUUGCCCAAACAGUUGUAUGGGAAAAUAAAAAAGUUCAUAAUUAAGUGUGGAAUAUUUAGCACCA